Molecule: messenger RNA, 4079 nt
Organism: Mobula hypostoma (lesser devil ray)
Lineage: Eukaryota; Metazoa; Chordata; Chondrichthyes; Myliobatiformes; Myliobatidae
Exons: 6
Coding region: 45-947 (300 amino acids)
Biological process (GO): regulation of cytokine production; T cell receptor signaling pathway
Cellular component (GO): external side of plasma membrane
Molecular function (GO): signaling receptor binding
Source: RefSeq, a predicted model, not a curated record
UGGGAGUCGAGGGCAGCACCAGCCGACCACCGGUCUGAGGCCAAAUGUUGAUGAAACUAUUAUUCCUGUUCGUUACCGUUGAGAUGUUUCGUGUUUACGAAUCCGAGCCCUUUCCUGUGAGUCCAGCUGCAAUGACUGCAGAUGUGGGAGAUACAGUUGAACUGCCCUGUGAACUUACGAACAAACUAGAGUUCGCGAACAAUGUUUUCUGGUACAAGCACCGUGCUGACGAACCCCUGGUAGCGAUUAAAUCCACAGACUGCCAAGAGAAAGGUUGUAGGGCUACUUUCAAAAAAGGCUCCGGAGAUCGCACAUCAGUGCUGGAAAUCAAGGAUGUCCGGCUGGAGGAUUCAGGUUUCUACUACUGUGAUGAGAUGAAUAGCUAUCCACCGCUUGUGAAAGGACCUAGACUCCUUGUUGGAGACAGCUCCACCAAUCGGACGUACAUGCAGUUAUUUGUCCCACCGUCUGAGAGUAAUGGGUCAGUUCCCCUGGUGUGUCUGGUCGGCGGCCUUUUGUCCAAACAGAUUGUCAUUUACUGGAACAUAUCCGGACAGAUCACGGAAGGAUGGAGCGAUCCCGGUACGCUUGACCCAGAUCAAAGCUACAGUGUUAGAAGUCAGGUGCUGGUCCCAGUGGAAACUUGGAGGAGCGGCGGGCUCUUCACCUGCAUCGCACAACUAGGGGGUGCGGGAAAGACGAGGACUAAGAGCGUCUCCCAUCCCACCAUUCAACCAGAUCAAGGCUGGUGUCUUCCCACAGCGAUUCUCCUUGGGGUCCUUGGAUUGCUGGUUAUCGUCAUUUUUACUUGCAUCUCUAAAGAGCGUAAAUCAGGGACACAUCGGCAAUCGGCGACGCGCCAGGGAAUCGGCAGCGCGGCUCAGUCACAAGCGCCGAUCCUUUACGCUUCGCUCGACUUCGCUGCAUCAUCCUCUGCUCGCAGAUGAGAAAGUGUUUGGUUUCUACUUCGGUGGAUUACGGAGAACUGGACCGAAAAUCGGGCUACACUAAAACCCUCUGAACAACUCAAGACCUGAUGCUCCGGGAUUGAGAGGAUUUGUAUAGGCUCGUUUAUUAUGUAAAUAAAGUGCUGGACGAGCAUUGAUAUCGCGAUUCAGGCAUUUUCUAAUCCUUUAGUGAAGAACAGGGGCUUCUUUUUAUAGAUUACAAUCAGUCCCAUUUCAAAGCUUCUCUCUUUAUUAUCAUCUUGAUUUUAUCUUUGUAUGAAUUAUAUAUAUUUGGAAUGUGAUUAAAAAGUACUCUAUUGCAUUAAUUAAUGAUCAUUGUAGGAGUUAUUCCACUUGUGGUUUUAAAUUACGCUGCAGAUUAAUCAGUUAUUGUACGUUGCGUUUUAUAGGAUUGCCUUUAUUUAUUGCGCUUCUUUGCGGUUGUAUUGUGUUCAUUAUGCUUAUUAUGCUUUCUUGCUGCUUCGCAUCUGGAGCAAUAAACGUUUUGUUCUAUAUAUAAAUUCAUGUGCUGACGAAUGACAAUAAACAACCUUGUCUCUUGAAUCUUGAGCUGUAGAAACCGCCACUUGGCAGCCUCCCGAAGUAUUUGGAGAAGUUGUGCGCCCACAUCUGAUGAAGACGUCUUUGUCCGUUUAGGGAAUACAGCGUGGUUUUAGACCAUGAACCAUAAGACCACAUGGCAUAGGAACAGAUUAAGCCAUCCGGACCGCCGACUUUGCUCUGUUAAUCCAUCACUGCCGAUUAAUUAUCCCUCUCAACACCAUUCUUCUGCCUUCAUUUGACACCAUCACUAAUCAAGAAACUACCAAACUCUGUUUUGAAAUAUACACAAAAUUUGGCCUUCACGAUUGUCCGUCGUAAUGAAUUCCAUAGAUUCACCACGCCCUGGAUAAAGAAAUAUCUCCUCAUCUCGGUUCUAAAGGGACGCCCUUCCAUUCAGAGGCUGUACCUUUGGUCUUAGAUUUCCCCACCAUAGGGAACAUUCUUUCCUCCACAUCCACUCUCCCUGGACCUUUAAUUGUUCAACAUGUUUCACUGAGAUACCCUUCAUUCUACAAAACUGCAGCCAUCAAACGAUCCUCAUAUGGUAACCUUUCCAGAACCAAAAUCAUUCUCCUCAACAUCCUCUGAAUUCUCUCCAAUGCCAGCACAUUCUUUCCGAGAUAAGGGGCCCAAAACUGCUAACAAUGUACCAAGUGCAAUCUGACCAAAUAAUACCUGAGACAUUUUCCAUGAAGCAUCGUCAAACUGGGUUUGAGGUUUCUCUUCGGCUCUCGUGUCCCCUUGAACAUUUGGAAAUUAACUCUAUAGUUAGAAGAGUAAUGAAUUAUUUAAUUGGUUUUCAAUAUAUUAGUAGUCAUUUGAAACAAUUUCCCGGUAGUUAGGUUCCCUCUAAUCGGCGGAGGCAGAGACAGAGUUUCGGGAGUGACGUAAUGGAAUUCUUUGUUUCUGAGGCUAGACAGAAAUGUGAAAACGGCAAACAAUGCCGGAAUAAUUGGUUCUUUAAAACCUGAUGCUGAACUUUUUUUUUAUGAACUGUGAAAAUUAAGGGAACCGCAGGAUAGUUGGAGCAGUCCGAUGAAACAUCCUGUCGGCCAAGGUGUCACUGAGGUCCACCUGGAGAAAACCUCUCAACAUCUACGGAUUUCCCCAGACCUCCAUCUUCUGGCUCAGACUUGAUACCCUCGUCUUAUCAGCAGCACCACACCGAGCCUCGGCUGAAGGGAAAUCAGCAAAGCGAAGCCUUUUGGGAAUCAGUAAUGAAGUGAUGAUUGACUAAAUAUUAAUCUGCUGGCAUUUACUGUAUUUUUGGAAAUAUUAUUUUAGGUACAGUGUGUGAGUUACAUAUAUUGUGUUGAGACGUAGCUUGUCUUGGAGGAAGGCAUUCUCGUUUAGCCGCAAACACGUGUAAGAUUAAAUGACUCUAAAUAGAACUUGAAUUUGAACUAAAUCAUCCCACACUUCCAAUAAGUGUGAAAAAUGUUUGUGGGUCUAAAGCAGGGCGUCUACUGACUGUAAUCAAACGAAGUUUCUUGUGUUUCUUCCAUGAUGUGUUUUCACUGUGUAAGUAACUCAUUCUGUGCCUUCUUAAGCAGCAUCCGUUAAAAGUAGAGGUUUCGAGCACACUCUGUACCUUCACCCAUUCUCCUCUAGCCUUUCCUCUCCCACAUCGCCGCUCUUUCGUGUGGGCCCCCCUCCACCUCCGCACCUCAGAGCUUUCUUUGUCAAUUCAAGCAACUUUGUAAAGGUCUGAAUUAGCACAGCCUUAAAACUCAGAGACAUAGUCAGGUUUAACAUCAUUGCCAGAUGUUGUUUUGCAGCAGCAGAAAAUUGCAGUAUAUGGUAAUAAAAACUAAAAACUACAAUAAGAAGUAGAUAGAAAAUUGAAUAAAAUAAGUCGUGCAAAAAGAGAGGGAAAAUACUGAGGUAGUCUGAUGGGUUCGCUGCCCAUCCAGAUAUCUGACGGCAGAGGGAACAACCUCUUCCUGAAACGUUUGAUGUCUCUUCAGACUCCUGUAGCUUCUCCUUGAUGAUAACAAUGAGACGAGGGCAUGACAGCUUUUAGUUGUUCUUACCGAAUGAAAUGACACGGCUUUAUACGAUCCUUUACAAAAGUGCAGUUGAAAAACCCAUCUGUCCAGAUCGUCAUUUCGAGAACUUUACGCUAGGAGAAUAGACUUCGGAUACACAGUGUAAACUCUAUACUGGGAAAGCGGGUUUAUGGGAUAAUAUACACCAGUGGGCAUUGAACGUCUCAUUUUCAGAUCUGACCCGUUAAUCAUUUGUCAGAUUUUUAACCACACAUCUAUGACCUGUGAAUUGUUGCUGUGCCUUUGCUCAGUUAUAGCUGGACAAACCAUGUAACUUUCCGGCCUGCCCACACUGAUACCUCUCAGCCUGCACAUGUAGGCACCUCGCAUUUUCCACGCAGCUAAUUGGAUUAUCCUGCCACUGCUUCCAGACUCCUCACCUGCAGACCAUUUAUUCCCACUUCUCAUCCAUAGUACUUAAUCACUCACCGGACGAGUCGACUUCAUCCAGUCGCUCCAAGCUUUUACUCUCCCCGGCUAAAGUAUAGCACGUUGCCUGUUGUGUUUCUGUUUCCUCUCG